Molecule: messenger RNA, 1800 nt
Organism: Sesamum indicum (sesame)
Lineage: Eukaryota; Viridiplantae; Streptophyta; Magnoliopsida; Lamiales; Pedaliaceae
Product: lysophospholipid acyltransferase LPEAT1
Biological process (GO): phospholipid metabolic process
Cellular component (GO): endoplasmic reticulum
Molecular function (GO): lysophosphatidylethanolamine acyltransferase activity
Source: RefSeq, a predicted model, not a curated record
UCCCGAAAAAAUGAUGUGUAUGUAUGAAAAGAAUAUAAGAUGUAUUAUGAAUUGAUGAUUAUAAGUAAGCAGUAGGUUAAAUAAGGUGGUUUAUUACCCAAAUCCACUCCAAUUAGCUUCAACCAGAUCUCGGCCGUACCUAUUUGCACAAAAUCCGAAUCAUCACCAUACCAAUACCACUGCGCCAACUGGAUCUAACGGCUGAAACGCGAGUCUGCACACAACUUGCAUUACAGCCACAACACCCAACUGAAACGCGAACUACUCACGCGCCAACACACCUGUUUCCUCCACGCGUCAACUCCACCCCCCCAGAUCUAUUCCAACAGCAAUACAGCACUUCCAGAGCAACAAUGGCGGCCCGCUAAAGAUCCCAAGAAAGAGAAGAAAGGCCGAAGAAAAUGGAAACCGAGCUUAAAGACCUACCUCCUAAACCCGCCGAACCGCAGCCCGAAUCCGAUGAGAGCCCGCUCCUCAAACCCGAACCGGUAAGCCCCGUACCCCAAAUCUCGAUAUCCAGCCAAAGCAUCGAGGAGGUGGAGAUAAAAUUAUACGCACCCUUUGUUCGGCACGAUGUUUACGGGACAAUGGGGAGGGGGAAGUUGCCAUGCACGGAGAAGCUUUUACUUGGUCUGGGCCUGGUGUUCCUGUUACCGAUAAGAGUGGUCGGGGGGAUGACUAUCUUGUUUUUUUAUUACGUGAUUUGUCGGGUUUGCACUGCGUUUCUGGCUCCGAACAGGGAGGCUGAGCAGGAGGAUUAUGCUCACACGGGGGGGUGGCGGAGGGCGGUGAUUCUGCAGAGCGGUCGGUAUCUGUCGAGGGCUGUGCUGUUUGUUUUCGGGUUCUAUUGGAUUUCUGAGACCAGGAAGGGUAAUGAGGUUGAUGGGCAGUUGAACAGUGAGGCUAAUGAGCCGGCACAUGAGGAUCAACUUGAAGAGGUGGAAAGACCUGGGGCUAUUGUAUCUAAUCAUGUAUCUUAUGUAGAUAUAUUGUAUCACAUGUCUGCCUCUUUUCCAAGCUUCGUCGCCAAGAGAUCUGUGGCGAAACUUCCUCUCGUUGGUCUUAUAAGCAAGUGUCUUGGUUGUGUCUAUGUACAGCGCGAGUCGAAAUCAUCAGACUUCAAGGGCGUCUCAGGUGUUGUUAAUGAAAGAGUUCGAGAAGCUCAUCAGAACAAGUUAGCUCCAAAGAUUAUGCUUUUCCCAGAAGGCACAACCACAAACGGAGAUUACCUCCUUCCGUUCAAGACUGGUGCAUUUUUGGCGAAGGCUCCAGUACUUCCUGUCAUUUUAAGAUAUCCCUACCAGAGAUUUAGUCCUGCAUGGGACUCUAUUUCUGGGGUGCGCCAUGUGAUUCUUCUUCUCUGUCAGUUUGUAAAUCACAUUGAAGUGACACGAUUACCGAUUUAUCACCCCUCAGAACAAGAAAAGGAAGAUCCCAAGCUUUAUGCUGAAAAUGUUAGACGACUGAUGGCUCAUGAGGGCAAUUUGAUUCUUUCGGAUAUUGGAUUGGCGGAGAAACGUGUUUAUCAUGCUGCUCUGAAUGGUAAUAUUAGUAUGCCUACUGUUUUGCAUCAGAAAGACGAUUGAUAAUUUCAUCGCCUGGCUCUGAAAGUUAUCUUGUCCAUCUUGGAUGUUAACAGUUUAAAUUGUAGGAAGCAAUGUGGGAGGCUGACACCCAUGGGGACAAGAAUAUAUUAGAGUUGUUGUUAGACUUCUGUAACUAUUUUUUGUACACAAUUGGAUGGCCAAAUAAUAAAAUUUUCCGAUGUUCCCGUGGAGUCGUUUUUGGUCUCCAUUUCAA